This is a messenger RNA of Gongylonema pulchrum, 273 nucleotides long. The record is from the annotation of a GenBank genome assembly. NCBI's taxonomy places the organism in Eukaryota, Metazoa, Nematoda, Chromadorea, Rhabditida, Gongylonematidae.
AUGACUUUUUGGUUCUGGAUGGGACCAAUAAGUAUUAUGUUGGCCAAUUUCUUUUUGGACAACUGGGUUAGAGAAGAAGUUGUUAAUUUGGUUGACUGUUCUGUUACUGCAUAUGGUUUUACUGUUUUUAUGAUUCUUACAUGGCCAUCAUCGGCAAAUGUUAACUUCCCCUAUCAUGUGCGUACUUCGCAAGUCGGCGAUUCCAGUUGUCCGGCUGAUGAAGCCAAUUAUCCCCAGAAUGCUUACGAGGUCUCAGUUUCAAAAUUAUUUUAA